GUGUUUUUAUCGCGGGGCAUCUGACUGACCGGCCGACCGACCGAGAGGCGCACCAUGAACCUGCUGGAGCCGCUCGCCGCGGGGAGACCAUGCUCAUCAUGAGUCGCUCGCCGGGCAGCAGGACUUGACACCUGCGGUUUAUCUGAAAUCGCCGAAAUUGUCCCUCAUAGUACAACCCAGAAUUUCCUCCACUUCUGUCACCUGGAAUUGCUUAAACACUAGAACUAAUCAUGCUGUGGAAAACGGGACUGAUUUUUCUGUGCUGGGGCUUGACGUCCGGGGAACUCCAGGACAGGCAGUCCGGUGCUACUCCAGCGCAGAGAACUUUGGAUUUCGGCUUCGUCCCCUCCGGAGUUUACGAUACCGUCGCCUAUUACGAGCCUGGGGCCAUUGGGAUUUUAUUUAACAUGAUGCACGCUUUCCUUUAUGUGGUUCAGCCCAACCCGUUUCCUGAAGAUCUCGUCAUUAGAGUGGCAAAGGAUAAAUUCGGAGCCAUACAAUCCGAGUACCAGAAGCCAGAAAACAUUGUUCUGACGCUACAGGUGAUUUAUUAUGAGAUUGGUUUUGUGGUGUGCACGGCACUGGGCCUGCUGUUCACCGUGCUGCUGCCGCUGGUGGGGCUUCUCUUUUGUUUGUGCCGCUGCUGUGAUAACUGCGGAGGAGAAAUGCACCAGAGACAGCGGAAGAACGCGGACUGCCUUAGAGGACUGCUGACCACACUGUUACUCACCACCACCUUCAUUAUCACGGCAGGGGUCCUUUGUGCAUAUGCAGCCAAUCAGAACCUGAGUUCCCAGCUGAAGAGCAUGAGGAGGCUGGUGAAGAGUAACCUGAAAGACCUGCACACCUUCGCCAAUCAGACCCCUGCACAAAUUGAUUACCUGAUCUCUCAGUAUGGCACAGUGAAGCACCAUGUGCUGUAUGACCUGGAGAAUGUAGGUCUGCUCUUGGGUGGAAGGAUACAUGAGGAGUUGGGAAAAGACGUGCAGCCCGCCCUCAACGCGGCUCUCAGCAUGACUGGAAUUAAAGUGGAGAAAUCCAUUAAAGCAAUGCGAGACACUAAGGAUGCUCUAGAGAAUGUGAGUUUGACGUUGGAGACUUUGCAGGAAGGAACAGUCAAACUGCAGGCUAACCUCAGCCUGGUGCGCGGAAGCCUUAGCAACGCCCUUAAUGAUCCUGUCUGCACAGACGCACGCUCAUCUGAGAUUUGUCACAACAUACGUAGCACCCUUCCCAGGCUAGAAAUUGCAGCCAACUACUCAUCGUUGCCUGAUGUGACCAACCAGUUAGACAAAGUGAAUGAAGUUCUAAAGACGGACCUCAGCCAGAUUGUGGAAAAGGGCUUUACAUCAUUCAAUGACACUCCCACCUUGGUAACAGAUCAAACCCGAAAUAUUGUGGAAGGGGUGAAGGUUCUGCUGGACGACAUUGGAUCAAACAUCACCACUUUCAGCAAGCUCUUCCUGGUUCACAGCUCUUUGACCAACUUCACCAAAAUGAUCUCUCACACACACUCACAGAUCGAGGACAUCUACCCUCAAGUUGAUCAGAUGGAUUUCUACAGGUGGAUCUGUUGUAUUACCCUGUGCUGUAUGGUUGUGCUCAUCCUCGCCUUCAAUUUUCUGGGUUUGUUGUGUGGUAUUCUGGGAUUCAACAGGCACGCAACUCCAACAACACGUGGUUGUGUCUCUAACACAGGAGGCAACCUGCUCAUGUCUGGUGUGGGCUUCAGCUUCCUGUUCUCCUGGGUGCUCAUGGGAGUGAUAGCAGCUCUGUUUUUGGUGGGUGGGAAUCUAGAAAAGCUUGUGUGUGAACCCUUUCAAACCCGACAGCUGUUUAAGGUGUUAGAUACACCCAAGCUGAUCAACUCUGCUUGGAGAAACUUCAUACCAGGAUACCUGUACAAUGACCCUGAGAUGGACCUUACAGCAUAUUCUCUCUACAGUAAUUGUAAGGACAACAGAGGGAUUUACUCAGCUCUUCAUCUGGAUAAGAUCUUCAACAUCUCAGCCUUCUUUAACACUAGUGUUUACUCCAAGGAUGUGUCAAGGAAGUUUGAAGGGAUGAAGGUGGACCUGCGUGACAUCAUUCUUCUGGAGUCAGAAGGCAAACAGAAUCUCAUCAGUUUCACUGAAACUGGGAUUAAUGAGGUUGACUUUGCUGCCUAUUUGGAGGAGGUUAAUAAAGGAGUGACUCUCAUUCAUCUAGUUGAUUUCGCUAGUCAACUUGAUGCUCAAGCUGAUCAGUUGUCUAAAGGGACCUUGCAGACCUCAUUAAAGGGACACGCUAAUACUAUAAGACAGAUCCACACCCAGCAAGUCAUCCCACUGGAGCAGUCCAUGAAAUAUGUGAAAGCAAGGAGCACACUUAAUCAGAGCAUCAGACUUCUGGAGAGGACGUCCUCAGACCUGCCUGUCAGAGUUAGAGAUGUAUUAGCAGCCGUUGAUGCCACCCAGUUCCUAAUUUCCCACAAUGCAACAUUUGUGGUCAAUCAGGAAACAGAGAAAUACAAGCAGACUAUUAUUGGCUAUUUCAAGCAGUAUAUUGACUGGAUCAGAACGUCUUUGGCCCUGGAGGUCGCUACCUGUAAACCACUCAGCAACAUUGUGGACACGGCCGAGAUCCUAGGCUGCAGUUUCCUGCUGGAUUCAAUGAACACAUUCUGGUUUGGAUUAGGCUGUUCCACACUGUUUCUGCUCCCUAGCAUUAUCCUGUCCGUCAAACUUGCCAAGUUCUACCGCAGAAUGGACACAGAGGAUGUCUACGAUGAUUCCUCUGUGUCAGGGACUUGGCAUUUCACCUUAUGAUAACCAUUCUUGCUAUUUCCAUCUUUCUUCAUUCUUCGUCUUUCUGUUCAGCACUUUGCACUUUAUGAGAACUACAUGUAUAUAUUGUACAAACAGUGUUUUGUUUUAGCGUUUUUCGAGCAUUCAUCCGUUUACAGCCGAGAUCAUUGCGAUUGACAAGUCACCAAGUGUCUUGACCAGAGAUGUCCAUUUUGACAUCCGUGUGAUGUCUCUGUCUACCACUACAGUGCAUCUCUGUAACAUUUUUGCUUGUCUUGUAUCUUUUUAGCAUUGAGACAAUUCCUAUGAAAACGUAAGCUGUUUUUCCCCUCAUACUUUUGCUGUCGACUUUACUGCUAAAACGAUAUCCCUUUCCUGUUUUGUACAUAAAACUUUCUGCUUAAUGGUGCUGGUUUAAGCUCUAAGCCUGGGAAUGCUUCUCAGAUGAAGGGCGCUGCUUGUGUUGGUGUGUUAUCUUUGAAGCUCCCUUGUUUAACAUGAAGGGCUGUUAAAACAGAGACCUUAAGAGCACACUUCAAAACUAUUGCUGUACAUUUUACAAGAUAUGUUUGCAGUUUAUACCGUUUCAUACUCUAUCUUCCGUGUAAAUUUUUCAAGAAUGCUUUAAAAUGAAGCUUGUCCAUAGUCACAUGCCAUUUCUCUCAUGUCACAUCAUGUUUCGUUUACAUUUUUGUCUAUGUAAUGUUUUAUUUCGGUAUGGAAAUUGGUACUAAUGGUUAUUAUAAUGAACAUUUAGAAUGUAUCCAAAAUCCUGUAAUGGCAAGGUAAUCAGAACCAUACACCCUGCGUGUUACGCUAAACGGCAUGCAUUGGGUGGAACGAUUGAGGUGAUAAUUAGGUAUCAGAGGACUGAUGCAUGCGCAGUUUGAAGUUGCCCUUUGCACAAAUGAUCACCUGGGAGUCUGAUAUUUCCUUUUUCUUUUUGUCAUUGUUAAAAUAGUGCUUGCAUGCUGACUAACUCAAUAGCAGUAAUGCAGAAUUUGUGUUUUGCACUCUUGCAUGAUAUUUGAAUUUAUAUUAACAUUGCAUACAUUAGAUUUCGCAGAAUUUAUUGACUGGCAGAAUUCACGUUUUUUUUUGCAUGUAUUCAAAUUUUUGUCUUCUCGCAUGACUCUUGAAAUUCUCACUGCACUGCUAUGGCUGAGAAUGGUCUUUCUCUCCAACUCAUCACUAAUGAUGUGUUUCAACAGCAAAGCAUGUAACAGAGGUCAGGAUGGUGUGCUAGAAUGACACAGAGCUUGGAUACAUCCAAACACUAUCAUUCAGAAAUUUGGGGUUGAUGAGAUUUUUGAAAAAAGCGAGCAAUUAUUUGAUUAAAAAGUAUAGCAAAAACAAUAUUGUUACAAUGUAAAAUAGA
Molecule: messenger RNA, 4164 nt
Organism: Sinocyclocheilus rhinocerous
Lineage: Eukaryota; Metazoa; Chordata; Actinopteri; Cypriniformes; Cyprinidae
Product: prominin-1-A-like
Exons: 26
Coding region: 231-2807 (858 amino acids)
Cellular component (GO): apical plasma membrane; cilium; microvillus
Molecular function (GO): cholesterol binding
Source: RefSeq, a predicted model, not a curated record